AUGACUAUGGACACCACUAGCUUCAAGCAGCCCAAGCUGGAAAGCGUCAGAUCUGGGGCUGUUCACAAGUUUGUGUGGAACAUUCGGGAGAUCAAGGAGUGUCAGCGGGAAAGCGCCGAGGAGGUCCUCAAACUUUUGAACGACGAGUGGCAAGGAGGUCAUAUUUCUUUAACUGUGCAAGAAUAUCGGGAUGAAGUUGCAGAAUUAGAAAGGGCAAUCAGCACCGUAACAACCGACCUCAUCGUGCUUCACACAUCCUAUCAUGAGAUAUGUGGAAGAAUUAAGGACUGGGCUACUUGGGGAAAGAGUGAAGAUACCCAGGACUGGGAAUAUCUUGAUUCGUUGAUCAGACAAUACUACAAGAUGCCACACGGAGCACGACGUACUCUCUUUACCAAAAGAGAAAAACACGCCCAGGAUCGGUUUCGAGCAGACGUGCUUGAAGCGUACGACGCCUUCGAUGACGAAGGUGCAGUAUGGUGCGUAAUCACUGGAAAACAUCUUUAUCCCCGCAGUGUCAAAGCCACCCAAAUUGUCAGGUAUAAUGUGGGUGAAGUAACAGCUGCACACCUUUUCGGGCCCCCAGAUUCUAGGGAUGGUCAUUUAAUGGGAACCAAAAAUGCGUUCCCAGUUCACGAAUAUUAUGAAAAGCUGUUUGACGAUGGUGGAUUGGUCAUUGUGCCCGAUACAGAAGCAGGCCCCGAUUGCUGGAAGACGCAAUGGCUAUAUGGCGAGAACGAGUGGAGGCCAGGCGGUGGCGAUCUUCUCCCAAGUGGUCAAGAGCUUCACAAUCGGCCAUUGAAAUUCAAAAAUGACUUCCGGCCGGCGGCAAGGUAUCUCUACUUUGCGUAUUGCAUGGAUCUUCUUCGCCGCCAACGCCAUGAGGCCCCCGGAUGGUGGAAAGGUAAAGGUCGGUUCAAUACGGAAACCAACAGCGUCUGGGCAACGCCGGGCGACUACAUGCGAACGUCAGCUCUACGGAUGCUUGCACGCAGAAUAGGUCAUUUGGAAGAGAACGAAGCCCUGGCCUUUUCAGGAGAGUCGGCGGCCGACAUUGCUGGCAGCAACGAGCGUGCGGACAGUGUCCACUCUGACAUUGCCUCUCAGGCUCCCUGA
Molecule: messenger RNA, 1116 nt
Organism: Clonostachys rhizophaga
Lineage: Eukaryota; Fungi; Ascomycota; Sordariomycetes; Hypocreales; Bionectriaceae
Source: the annotation of a GenBank genome assembly